This is a messenger RNA of Acanthopagrus latus (yellowfin seabream), 2028 nucleotides long. Its product is annotated as protein SIX6OS1. The record is from RefSeq and is a predicted model, not a curated record. Bases 88 to 1512 code for a protein of 474 amino acids. NCBI's taxonomy places the organism in Eukaryota, Metazoa, Chordata, Actinopteri, Spariformes, Sparidae. Gene Ontology annotation, cellular component: central element. Gene Ontology annotation, biological process: meiotic DNA double-strand break processing involved in reciprocal meiotic recombination; homologous chromosome pairing at meiosis; spermatogenesis. The transcript is spliced from 14 exons.
CUCCUAACGUCUGAACGGUUGAGCAGCAGCAGUCCGACGACACCAGUAAGCUAAAGCUAAUGUGCUCGAAGUCGGACAGGUGUAAAAAUGAACGACCAGUACUCAUUUGAUAACAUUGACAGCCUCCUCUUUCAAAUAGCUCUUCAAACUCGGGAGCUUUCCCAAAAGAAGAAUGAAAUCAACCAGCAAAUUAAAGUUUGCAGAGCUGAAAUUGCUGAGAGGAGGUCUUACAUUGAAACAGUCCACAGAAAUACCACAAAACUUGAAGAGGAAAUCAGGUUGAAGCAGAGCACAGUGAUACAUAAUAAAACAAAUGCUAAAAGCAUGAAGGCAACCAACAGCCUGCUUCUUCAGUAUGAGCAGACACUGAAAGAAGAACUGGAGAGCCGAAAAGCCAGCUACAAACAGGACGUGGAAGUCUACGAAGAGAGAAUUGCAAGCUAUUGGAAGAUCUUCCAGUCACAUAAAGAGUAUUAUUGCCAAAAUCCUCUUGCUCAAAAGCUCCUCACGCUGCAGGCUGAAAAAGACGAGAUUGAGUCAAGGAUAAAGGCCUGUGAUGAUCAGAUAACAGUGAAACAGAAGGAGCUGGAGCUUCUCACUGGUCCAGCAGUCAGUUCUUCUUCCACUGAGAAACUACCAGACAGUGUUUCUGGCCAGCAGCCCAUAACAGAACCAGAGAAACAACUAGAUACUCCCACAGAGGAGAUCAGUGAUUGUUCCGUUGACAUCUCCUCACUUCAUCUCACCCAGACAAAGAUCUCGCAGAAUGGUCACAACACUUCUGUCGAGGAAAAUGCAGAAGAAAUUAAUGAGGAAAACAAGGACCAGGAUACUGUAGUCUGCAGCCCUUUACCAGAAAAAGCAAGCAGCGGGGGUUGGUCCAGUCAACAGUCAGAUGAUAAAAGACGGCAAGAUGUGAUUCACACUGAAGAGCAGGACCAGGAAACUAAACCAGAGGACCAGGUCUUGGAAAAGCAGCCAAUUGUAUCAGACAUGGAUGAGGCGAUGGAGCUGGAGGAGAUGGAAGAAAGAGCAGCUAUAGAGGAAGAACAGGCACCAACCAGAGAAGACAGGAUCGGUCGUGAUGCUUUUCCUCAGUCAUCACCUCAAGAAACUAAUCCUGAGUCUUCCACAGCAACAGCGAAAAAUGUGUCUACAACCCCAACAUUCCCGUUUAACUACAGCCCAGGCAGCUCCCCCCAUCGAGGGACCUCUGAUACCAAAUCGCCAGCUUUCCUGUUCUCCCUGAACUCAGAUCCCUGCACCCCGGGCUUCUCUGGAUUUGGAUUUGAUGUGGGCUCAUCGCAGGAUGAGGACUCAGCUUUUGCUUUCACUGGCUCUUUCUUCAAUGAGAAGAAAACCACUGAAUCAAAGUCUUCAAGCUGCCUUGAGUUCCUGUUUGGCCAACAAAAGCAGAGCGAAGACUUCCAGUUUGCCUUCUCUUCCACGAGUCCUCAAGCAACCAACAAAGAAAACAGCGGGGAUGAGUUUCCCUUUUCGUUCAACUUUUGAGAGUUUAGACCUACUUAAAUACUUAAUUGGCAUCCUCAUUUUUUUAUUACCUACUCUCUUCAGUAAUGUUCACACAUGGCAGGUUAAUGACAAAUACCUGUGGUACCAGUUCAUAGUUUAACACCAUUGUAAGAUUUAUAAAACCUCAACAGUUAAAAAUCUAAGUGAAGUUUGCCAUGUAGGAUUUUGCUAAUAUACUUUCUAUUUUUUGUUUCAUUAAAUGUUUGAUAUUUAUUUAUGUUUAGCUUAAUGUCUUAGUUCAGUUGCUAUUCACAAAACAAUGAACAUAUCAAAUAUUACCACAGUUGAAUAACAUUUUAUUGCAGAUACUGCAUUAGUAUCAAAAUAAUACACAACAUACGUUCAUAGUUCUUUACAGAUUUCUCUAUUGUAAGUGCAGUAGUGUGUUUAUUACACAGUAUAAUAAUAUUUUGAUGUGCCGUCCAGUUUGCAUCAAUUAAAGACAGAAGCAGUGUUUCAGUCCUACAAAGCAUAAAUAAAAGGAAAUUAACAUCU